UUCGCUGCGAAUGGUUAAGGAAUUACGCAACAGAGCUUAUUUGUGUAUUUCACAUAUCGUUUAAUGUAUAAUUGAUAUAUAAAUUUGAUAAAAUGAUUUUUUUUAUAUUUCUGAGUAAUAAGUUUUGAUUUUACAAAAAAAUUAUAUGAUAAUUUUAGGCGAAUUACAGGAUAUAUAGUUUGGAAUAACGCAUCAUAACAAUGACCAGUGCGCAUCUUUUCGCUUAUAUUUUUUUACGGUUUGUAGUUCACGUUGCUAUCGGCAACUCAAUGAGUUGCUUUGAGGUUGGGCCAUAUCUUAAGGAGGAGACAGGACUAGGUGCUGAAAAAUUUUGGGGUUCCAAGACGCAGGGCGUUGAACAUUGCAUGAAGUUAUGUGUACGACAAGCACAAUGCCAGUCCAUAAACUACGAUCUGACAUCAAAAUUCUGUGAACUUAACAAAACAUUAAGGAAUGGAGGGCAAACUAAAUCAAGCACAAAUUUGUACUCGGGGUUCAAGUCAUGGCCUAAGACGUUUGAUCAACACUGCUCGUCGCGCCCGUGUAAAGAAAAUGAGGUUUGCAUCCCUAAGACGUUGUUAACGUCAUCAGCGGACAGUAGUGGCUGUGGACAUGCUUGCAUUCUAUUCGGUAACUCUGUUUGUCCAAUGCCAACGGCAGGAACGUUUGUUGGUAGAAAGGUCGGUUCUGUGAAUGUAGUCACGUGUCCUAAAGGUAAGACCGGUGGGGGCCAAGCUACUUGUGAGGCUGAUCUAAAAUGGAGCUCUCAAAUUCCCGGAUGUGUUGAUAUUUAUAACCAUAGCUGUUCUGACAACAUCCUAUGUUCUAAGAUAGGAGCAAAAUGUACGACGGAAGGAAAAUGCCAAUGUGUACAUUCUAUGUAUAAUGAAACAACUUCUCAGUGCCAACCAGUGUUACGUCUCGAUGGGGGAAGCGAACAAAAUGACACUGUGGACGGAUUCCUUCAGUUUUAUGAUGAAAACGAAUGGAAAGCAGUGUGUAAAAAACAUUGGAACUGGAAGGCAACAAGUGUAGCCUGUAGACAUAUUAGAAGUGACCUGAUAUAUGGUGGCACAUUCCAUACAUACUGGAAAGGUGGGACUGCUUCUACUCUAAAAAAGAUCAAAUUCAGAGACAUUGACUGUACUGGAAAUGAAGAGUUCCUGCAAGAUUGCAAAAAUGGUGAAGAGAAAGAUUGUGACAGACCGGAACUCGCUUUAACCUGCUUCAAAUACAACGUCAGCGAAGCAGCGAAUAAGCCUUUAGCUUUAUUCGAAAGUAUUCAUGCUUUACAAUCAGAACCUGUGACAAUCGAUAGUGAAAACAUGACUGGAAUACUAGCCGUCAAAGUCAAUGGUCGGUGGGGCAUUGUGUGCAAGAAGGGCUUUGAUGGAAAACAUGUCGCAUGUAAAUCUUUGAAUCCAAAGUGGAAGUCGGGCAGUGAUGAAGCAUUUGACAUAUCUGAUCUACAGGAAAAUUAUUUACUAUAUACUCAAAAUGUUGACUGUAAAGGAGACGAAACACACCUGUUCUACUGUGAAAACAAUGGCUGGAAUACUCAUGAACCUUGUAGCAAUGGAGAGAUCAUUCGUCUUGAAUGUGAGCCUGAUUUAAGGCGUUAAAAUCCGGCGACAUCCGCGGUUAUAUCAACUGAAAACAGUCGGUUUUGUGCAAUAAAUUUACUUAUUUCAAGCUAACAAGGUCAAAUAGAAUAAAGCAGUGGAUAGUUAAUUAUCACUUAUACAAAUGUAUAAUUGUGACUGUUCAAGGCGCAAAGGGCAUUUAUUCUUUCUUUUUUAUGAGUAAAUGGCGGAUAAGAUCGUUUUAUUACAUAAAGGCACAUUAUGCUUCAGAAAUACAUAUUUGUGUCUUUCUGUAGAAAAAUAGGCAUGCUUGUAAUUGUCUUUUCAGUAAAUAAAUGGAUAUAGAACAAUGCGUAUGAAUAGACAGCGCUAUAAAUUAAAGUAAGAAAAAAAUGUAAACAAAUGAUAUUAUGACUUCCAUACAAAAUGCUAAUAGUUUUGUCUGUUCUUAUUUGACCAUUUCAAAAGAAACAAUAUUUGCUAUACAAUGUGACAUUUGAGAAUAGUUUUGGACACUCAAACAUUUAAAGCUUUUGAAAAUAUGAAAUACUAAUAUUUUUACGCUUAAAGGCCCAUUAUUCCUUAGAAGUGCUUUCAUUUCUAUUUCUCAAUCACUCUUUUUUUUUCUUAAGUAACCCGUUACAGUUUUCUAAAAUUACCCAUUCGCCAUCUAUAUUAACCAUCAGCCGAUUUUGUUAUGUAUCACAAUUUGUAAAAUUAUAGUGAAAUAGUAUUUUGUAUGGAAGUGAAAACAAUACUUUGUUUACAUUUUAUUACCUUUACAACACAUAACUGCACACUCAGCCUUAAACAUCUAAUAAACUCUUAUCCAUUAUUAAAACAUAAGUAAUCACAUGGUUGAUAUUUCUUAGGAAAUUAAAAAAAAAAACAACAUUUUUUUCUGGGGCAUAAUUUGCCUUUUUAUAAACUAUUAACAUAAAUGCCUUUAUGUAUUAUUUUUGGGAUAUGUGUAUUUAUAAUUGAUUGCAAUCUAAUAUUCCGUUUGGAUUCAUGAUGUAUGAAAAUAUUCACAUUAAGUCAUCUUGAAAUAUUAUAGGCAUAGAUAGAGGUGUUUGGAUGAUAACAUAAUUAUUAUGACAUUUAUCGUAAAUAUCAUGUAGUAAAUACUUAAAUGUCUUCUAGGAAUUGACAUUAAAAAUACGAUUCUUGACAUUGGUUUUAAAAUCAUUACAUUAUUAUUGGUAACGAAGACAAUAUUCAAAGAAAAUCACGGAAAAAAUUUUUUUUUCGUGCCAAAUAAGUUAAGAGGAAUAUAUAAUUUCUAUAAUUUAAAAAAAAAAUAGAAUAUGUUAUUUUCAAAAUAAUUAUCUUUUGUUAGAAACAAUUCUAAUGAUGCCUCUUUAGAUGUGAAUUAAUUGAAGCUAGAUAUAUGCUAAGAAUGUAUAGAAUAUUCAGGAAUGUCUUCGAAACAGAAACAAAUGUAAAACAACAUUUGCCUUUUUAUUGUCGAAGAGCUGCGAAUUAUUUCAAGACUGGAGACCAGGAGGUAUGAAAAUAUGUCAAUACAUGAAAGAACUUGUUUUAACUAUAUAAAUAUGGUAGAAGAUGAGAUAUAUGUUAUGUUAACUUAGUAUAUAUACAAUACAGAGAAGACCUAUUCGAGUCUGCCAGAACAACUGAUAGUAAUUUUGACAACUUAUCUGAUGUUGAGAAAAUCAGAUGUUUGUAAUUGUUAUUUAAGCUCAUCACAUUCAAGAUUUUGUCCGUGACUUUUCAGAUGUCUAUAAUUGUUGUUAAAGCAUUAAAGCUCUUCACAUUCAAGACGUUUUCAGUGUCUAUUUCGUAUGUCUUAUACUGCUAUUAAAAAUUUAGUACAUUUCAUUUAAUGUCGUCAGUGUCUUUUUUAUGUGUGUAAUUGUUAUCAUAAGCUCAUCUAAAUCAUGUGUUGUCAGUGUCAUUUAAGUCUAUAUUUUUAUUCUUCUUUUCUUCUUUUAAGGUCAUUGCUUUCAUGGUGUUGGCAGUCUUCACCAAUGUCUGUAAUUGAUAUUAUAAGCUCAUCACAUUCAUGUUGCUGUAAUUGUCGUUUAAGGUCUAAUGAAGCUGUUAUUUUAAGCUGAGUUUUUUUCGUGGUGUUGUAAGCAUAUUUAAAGGUCUAAUGUCACUUGUUUUUUUUUAUCUUAGCACAAUAAUGGUGAUAUCGAGUCUUUUCAGAUGUCUACAAUUGUUAUUUGAGCUCAUCACAUUCAUGUUGCUGCCAUUGUCCAUUAAGGUCUCAUUUAUUUUCAGCUUAGCAUAUUCAUGGUGUUGUUAUUGUCUGUUAAGAUAACCAUUAUCGUAGUUAUAAGCUAAUCACAUUCAUGAUGUAAGUGUCUAUUCAGAUGUCUUUUAUUGAUAUUUUAGCAGUUUUGUCAGUGUCUAUUCAGAUGUCAAUUACAUUUAUUUAGGCUCAUCACGUUAAUAUUGUUGUCAGUGUCUAUUCAGAUAUCUAUUAUUGUUUUUAAGCGCAUCACGUUCAUAGUUUUGUCAGUAUCUAUUCAGAUGUCUGUUUUUGUUAUUUAAGUUUAUCACAUUCAUUGUGUUGUCAGUGUCUAUAUAGAUGUUUUUUAUUGAUAUUUAGGCUCAUCACAUUUAUAGUGUUGUCAGUGUCGAUAAAGAUGUUUUUUAUUGAUAUUUAGGCUCAUCACAUUCAUAGUGUUGUCAGUGUCUAUAAAGAUGUCUUUUAUUGAUAUUUAGGCUCAUCACAUUCAUAGUUUUGUCAGUGUCUAUAUAGAUGUUUUUAUUGAUAUUUAGGCUCAUCACAUUCAUAGUGUUGUCAGUGUCUAUAUAGAUGUUUUUAUUGAUAUUUAGGCUCAUCACGUUCAUAGUUUUGUCAGUGUCUAUAUAGAUGUUUUUAUUGAUAUUUAGGCUCAUCACGUUCAUAGUUUUGUCAGUGUCUAUAUAGAGGAUUUUAUUGAUAUUUAGGCUAAUCACGUUCAUAGUUUUGUCAGUGUCUAUAUAGAUGUUUUUAUUGAUAUUUAGGCUCAUCUCGUUCAUAGUUUUGUCAGUGUCUAUAUAGAUGUUUUUUAUUGAUAUUUAGGCUAAUCACGUUCAUAGUUUUGUCAGUGUCUAUAUAGAUGUUUUUAUUGAUAUUUAGGCUAAUCACAUUCAUAGUGUUAUCAGUGUCUUUUCAGAUGUCUAUAUUUGUUAUUUAAGCUCAUCACAUUGAUAGUGUUGUCAGUGUCUAUUCAGAUGUCUGUAUUUGUUAUUUAAGCUCAUCACAUUCAUAGUGUUAUCAGUGUCUAUUCAGAUGUCUGUAUUUGUUAUUUAAGCACAUCACAUUCAUAGUGAUGUCCGUGUCUAUUCAGAUGUCUGUAUUUGUUAUUUAAGCUCAUCACAUUCAUAGUGUUGUCAGUGUCUAUUCAGAUGUCUGUAUUUGUUAUUUAAGCUCAUCACAUUCAUAGUGUUGUCCAUGUCUAUUCAGAUGUCUGUAUUUGUUAUUUAAGCUCAUCACAUUCAUAGUGUUGUCAGUGUCUAUUCAGAUGUCUGUAUUUGUUAUUUAGGCUCAUUACAUUCAUAGUGUUGUCAGUGUCUAUUCAGAUGUCUGUAUUUGUUAUUUAGGCUCAUUACAUUCAUAGUAUUGUCCAUGUCUAUUCAGAUGUCUGUAUUUGUUAUUUAAGCUCAUCACAUUCAUAGUGUUGUCAGUAUCUAUUCAGAUGUCUAUAAUUCUUUUUUAAGCUUAUCACGUUCAUAGUGUUAUCAGUGUCUAUUCAGAUUUCUAUGUUUCAUUUAGGCUCAUCACAUUCAUAGUGCUGUCAGUGUCUAUUCAGAUGUCUGUAUUUGCUUUAAAGUUCAUCACAUUCAUAGUUUUGUAAGUGUCUAUUCAGAUGUCUUUAUUUGUUAUUUAAGCUCAUCACAUUCAUAGUGUUGUAAGUGUCUAUUCAGAUGUCUGUAUUUGUUAUUUAAGCUCAUCACAUUCAUAGUGCUGUCAGUGUCUAUUCAGAUGUCUGUAUUUGCUUUAAAGUUCAUCACAUUCAUAGUGUUGUCAAUGUCUAUUCAGAUGUCUGUAUUUGUUAUUUUAGCUCAUCACAUUCAUAGUGUUGUCAAUGUCUAUUCAGAUGUCUGUAUUUGCUUUAAAGUUCAUCACAUUCACAGUUUUGUAAGUGUCUAUUCAGAUGUCUUUAUUUGUUAUUUAAGCUCAUCACAUUCAUAGUGUUGUAAGUGUCUAUUCAGAUGUCUUUAUUUGUUAUUUAAGCUCAUCACAUUCAUAGUGUUGUCAUUUUCUAUUUAGAUGUCUGUAUUUGUUAUUUUAGCACAUCACAAUCAUAGUGUUAUCAGUUUCUAUUCAGAUGUAUAUUACUGUUAUUUAAAGACACAUUAUGCCUCAGAAAUCCAUAUUCAUUACAUCAUUUCGAAAUCUCAAACGCGUCUUUACUAAUUGAUUCGAGCAUGUAAUAUGCUAACUGCUGUAGAAAGUAGCACUGAAUGUGCAGUAACGUGUCGUAAAGGUGGCAAAAUGUAAAUAAAGUAGUAUUUUGGCUUUCAUACAAAAUACUAAUUCACAAUAAUUGUAACAUUUGCCUACAAAGCAAAAAAAUGCAAAGACAGUUCUCGUUUAUGGCAAAUAAGGAUUUUUUGGAAACUGUAACAAGAUACCAAAGAUCAAAAGUUUUUGUGAAAUAAUUUGAUAGCAAUUAUGAGGCAUAAUGAGCCUUUAAGCUUAUCAGCUUCAAAGUGUUGUAAGUGUUAUUUAUGUCUUUAACUUUUAUUUAUCGCAUUCACGGUGUUGUAAUUGAUUGAAAUAAAAAAAACGACUUUGAUUAUAGUAUAUAUGACAUGUUGCAUUGUUUUACAAAACAAAUAUUUGAAAAAAAACAUAUUUUGUGUACCUUCGCUGAAUAUAAUAAAUUUAAACAUCAAUUUAUGUAUAACAAUUGUACAUGUAUAGCAUGUAAAACACCUGUAUUUAAAUUUAACAUCUAGGAAAAUAG
Molecule: messenger RNA, 6511 nt
Organism: Ruditapes philippinarum (Manila clam)
Lineage: Eukaryota; Metazoa; Mollusca; Bivalvia; Venerida; Veneridae
Exons: 8
Coding region: 201-1622 (473 amino acids)
Cellular component (GO): membrane
Source: RefSeq, a predicted model, not a curated record